ACUUCCCACCUCCCAUACAUGAACAUCACAUCUCAUUCCGUUUUCUUCUUCAUAUAAACCGACACCCACUUCACAAUUCUCUACAAAUUCACAAUUUUUCCAUCUGGGUAUCAAUAAAUUUUCAAUCUUUUAAUCAUGGAGAACAACAACAAUCAAUCAUCUUUCUGGCAGUUCAGUGAUCAGCUUCGUGUUCAGACCAACAAUCUUUCUUUAAACGACUCCAUCUGGAGCACCUCUUACGCCUCCAAACGCCCCGAAAAAGAUCGCCGGAACUUCGACCUCCGUGUCGGCGGUGACUUCAUCAACUCCGGCACCCUCCACACCAACAAUUCCGGCACCGAUUUUAAUGGGUUCAACUUUGAUUGGAAGAUGGGGUCCACUAAUCAUACCCAAAGCUCUGAUUUUGGGAUCAAUGGUGGGUUUAACAAGGGGGUUUAUUCAAACCCCAGUUUGAAUUUUGGUCCAAAUAAUAAUGUGAAUUUUGAGAGAAAUGGGUUUAAUAAAGAUGGGAAAUUGGGGAAAAAUGGUGAGGUUGAUCAUCAUUCUGUUGGGGGUAAGCAUGGGAAGAAUAAGAAGAAUAAUAAUAAUAACAGUAAUAAUGAGAAGGAUAAUGGUAAGAACAGUGUUGAUAAGAGGUUCAAGACUCUGCCACCUUCAGAAUCUUUGCCUAGAAAUGAGACUGUUGGUGGCUAUAUUUUUGUUUGUAACAAUGAUACCAUGCAAGAGAAUCUUCAAAGGCAGCUUUUUGGUUUACCGCCACGCUACCGGGACUCUGUUAGGCAGAUCACACCUGGUCUGCCUCUUUUCCUUUACAAUUACUCCACCCACCAGCUUCAUGGUGUUUUUGAGGCUGCAAGUUUUGGCGGAACAAACAUCGACCCGUCUGCAUGGGAAGACAAAAAGAACCCUGGUGAAUCACGGUUCCCUGCUCAGGUGCGCGUCAUAACUAGAAAGUUAGCCGAGCCGUUAGAAGAAGACUCAUUCAGGCCAAUUCUUCACCACUACGAUGGCCCUAAAUUUCGCCUUGAACUCAACAUCCCUGAGGCGCUCUCGCUUUUGGACAUAUUUGAGGAUAACAAGAACUGAAGUAUGUUGGAGGAAAAUCAAGUAUCAACAUGUAUUAUAAGGUUAUAAGAAGUGGUUUUGUGACAAUGUGAGAUGUGUUUAAUCAUAUAUACGUAACUAAUAUAUGUUAAUAUCGAGCCGUAUUAAGAAAGUAGUAUAUGUUUGUAUACGGGACGCGUAACCAUGAAGAUGAUGGUCCCUUUCGGUUGGUUGGCUCGGUCGUAUAUAUGCUAAAAAUACAAACUCAGUAUGAAUAAAUGAAGUAUAAUACAAGUUUUAUUUAUGUUA
Helianthus annuus (common sunflower) is the source of this 1353-nucleotide messenger RNA. RefSeq names its product B2 protein. Gene Ontology annotation, biological process: response to endoplasmic reticulum stress. The record is from RefSeq and is a predicted model, not a curated record. The coding region runs from base 136 to 1086 and encodes 316 amino acids. The transcript is spliced from 4 exons. NCBI's taxonomy places the organism in Eukaryota, Viridiplantae, Streptophyta, Magnoliopsida, Asterales, Asteraceae.